UCGUAAGCGGUGGUUGAUAGUAAUCCUGCCGGUUUCGGUUCCCUCACGAAUCUCAAGACAUUGAGCAUUCGUAUCGCAUUGGAAUUCGAACCAUCCCCGCUUCGAAAGCGCGUAGUUUGUGCGUAAAGUUUCAUUCGCCUGUGAUUCCGAGUUUGAUAAGAGAAAGUGUUGGAAGAUGAUUGCAAAAUGAAGGAAAAAUCCGUGGCCUACUAGACCCGGCUACGUAUACGCCCGAGUGCGGACCAGUCGUCGGUUUUUCUUCGUCCGCCCUUCCUCCGGGGCCGGCAAUUUCUGUGUGGCCUAUGUUUUGUUCCGGCACGGUCCCGAACACAGCGCACCUGCAGCAAUAAUACCUGCAUGUGCCGACCGUGAAGCUACAUAUCACAAAAUAGGUGUAGUGUCCGUUUUCGUGCCUGGCGAGUGAUACGUUGUGCAGUGCUUUUGGUUUUGGAGAUAAAUCCCAAGUUUGCUCUUCGCAAUAACCACAAUCAUGGCUUCCGCCGUUACAGCAUCCGAGCAAUCAAAGAAAAAUGUUGAAUUCAUCGUCAAAAAUCUAUGUGCUGGAGGUGUGGCCGGGAUGUGUUCCAAAACGGCCGUCGCUCCUCUCGACCGUAUCAAGAUUUUGCUACAGGCACACUCCAUACACUACAAGCAUCUCGGCGUCUUCAGUGGACUGAAGCACAUCGUCAAGAUGGAGUCCUUCUUCGCACUGUACAAGGGUAAUGGCGCCCAGAUGGUACGAAUAUUUCCGUAUGCAGCUACUCAGUUCACUGCGUUCGAGGUGUACAAGAAGUAUCUUGGUAAAGCUUUGGGCCCCAACCUACCGAUCAAGCACGCGGACAAAUUCAUCGCAGGUGCCGCCGCGGGUGUGACCGCUGUUACUUUGACGUACCCACUGGACACGAUACGAGCGCGGUUGGCGUUUCAGGUGACCGGAGAGCACCGGUACAACGGUAUUGCCCAUACCGCUAUCACAAUCUUCCGGACGGAAGGAGGACUGCGAGCGCUGUACCGCGGUUUCGUACCCACGCUGAUGGGUAUGGUUCCGUACGCUGGCUUUUCCUUUUACUGCUUCGAAAUGCUCAAGUUUGUCUGCAUGAAGUAUGCACCGGGCGUGACGUGUAAAAAAUGCGACCGAAACACUGGAGGCUUAGUUCUUACCGUCCCAGCGAAGCUGCUGUGCGGUGGGUUUGCCGGUGCGGUAGCGCAGUCCUUCUCUUAUCCGCUGGACGUGACGCGAAGGCGGAUGCAGCUGGCAAUGAUGAAUCCGGAAACAGCCAAGUUCGGCAUGGGUAUGUGGAAAACGCUAUCGAUUAUCUACAAUGAGAACGGUAUAAUCAAGGGACUGUACCGGGGGAUGUCGAUCAAUUAUCUGCGCGCCAUCCCAAUGGUGGCCGUCUCCUUCUCGACUUACGAGGUGCUUAAGCAGGCACUUAAACUAGACACAGGCAUGAAAAUAUAGCAUGACGAACCGCCUCCUCUACCACCGACGGGUGCCAUUGCACGGGCAUCACACAACCGCUUGACCAGCAUUCGCCAGAAAAAAUCCUUCAUGCCUCUGGUCGAAGGUAGCUUCUGUAGGUGAUUUCUUUUUCGUUUCCAUUAGGGCUUCAUCACAAUGUGCUUCUUUUUAUUAUAUGUUGUUAGUCUCUAGAAAGAUACAUUACAUCAACGACGAUGAGGGAUAGUCCCACUCAGGUUCUUAAAUGGUCGACAAUGGUUUCUAGACACAUUAUUUAUUUCAUCAAUGUCCAACAGUCGUUUUUUUCUGUGGAAGGAAGGUUUUGCAUAAAACGUAUGUAUGGAAUGUUACGGAUGUUGAUGUUUAGUACCAUAGUCUUAGUAUAGCCAGUGACGGAAUGAAACCAUACAGUAAGCUUCAAUCUAUUUACAAAAGAAAAUGAUAGAAGAAGUAGUGUUUGGCUUGAUGUUACUAUGUCAGUACUUAAUCAAAUCGUAUCCUCUUAAAAGCAACUACUAGCAGUUAGGUUCGGAUGGCGAGAGACCUAUUCUGAGCCAUUAUUCGAUUAGCGAAUAAAGGAUUUCACGAUUUUCCUGAAACUACAUAGCAAAAGAGAAUACGACAAAACAACAAUUAAGGUUGUAGCAUCAUGCUAGGGAUUUGUACCGGCAAACACUGUGCGCUUUUGUUUACCAAAAGACUGUGACCAUUUAUGUUUUGCUUUGUAUAGUGUUGGCAGUGGGAAAAUGUUAGUGCAGGUGAAGCUUUCUAUUUUCAUGACUUUAGAACUAAGCUGACGUUCACUGAAUGGGGAUUAAAAUGAUAUGGAAAAAAUAAAGAUAAUAAACUAUUUUGUUUAAA
Molecule: messenger RNA, 2323 nt
Organism: Anopheles coustani
Lineage: Eukaryota; Metazoa; Arthropoda; Insecta; Diptera; Culicidae
Product: solute carrier family 25 member 16-like
Exons: 8
Coding region: 491-1462 (323 amino acids)
Biological process (GO): transmembrane transport
Cellular component (GO): mitochondrial inner membrane
Source: RefSeq, a predicted model, not a curated record